AUGGAUAUUUUGAAAAUUUUCUCUUUCAGAUGUGACGAUGACUUGGAGUGUUGUGGGCGCACCUGUUGUAUACCCGAAGCGGCUACUAUUCCUUUAUGGUUGAUGAUUAUCUUUAUUAUUCUGGCUGCAGUAUUGUUAUUAGCAAUUCUUGGCACUCUCGCUUGGCUUCUAAUGAAACGAAGGAAACCGAAACCAAAGAAAGCUGGAUUUGUGAACGAUUCAUCAUCACAGCGAGUGUCAAAAGGCUACUCAGCGUUGCAAUCACAACGAUAUGGUGGAAGUGGACGUGAUUCCGACGAUCGAGGAUUGCUUGCACAUGAGCAGGAGACCUACAGUACUCCGGAUCAUCUCUAUGGUGGCUAUGGUAGCCGCUCUUACAGCCAUAGUGAUAGUCAUCGAGGAUAUCCGCCACGUCGAGACGGCUAUGGCAACAAUAUGUACCAUGGCGAUAGUGGUUAUGGCCCUGGUAGUGGAGGUCUUAAUAUUGAUCGAGGGGGUGGCAGUGUUACACGAGACAUCGCAAUUCGUGACGCUCGUCGUGAUUUUGCACGACCGCCUGGCGACCGCUCGCGUGACUUAGGUGGUUCACGCGUUACUGUGUCAAGCGAUGGCAAUGGAUCUAUGGUACGCCAUGGCAUGCAUGAGACAGUUGAAGAGAGUUUCAAACAGGAAAUUACCUAUGAAAGACCUGCAUCUACUGAUUCUCGAGAAAUGUUGUGA
Cooperia oncophora is the source of this 720-nucleotide messenger RNA. The record is from the annotation of a GenBank genome assembly. NCBI's taxonomy places the organism in Eukaryota, Metazoa, Nematoda, Chromadorea, Rhabditida, Trichostrongylidae.